This is a messenger RNA of Mucor velutinosus, 1245 nucleotides long. RefSeq lists its product as uncharacterized. The coding region runs from base 1 to 1245 and encodes 414 amino acids. Lineage: Eukaryota; Fungi; Mucoromycota; Mucoromycetes; Mucorales; Mucoraceae. Gene Ontology annotation, molecular function: protein serine/threonine kinase activity; ATP binding. Gene Ontology annotation, cellular component: cytoplasm; nucleus. The record is from RefSeq and is a predicted model, not a curated record. The transcript is spliced from 5 exons. Gene Ontology annotation, biological process: protein phosphorylation.
AUGGGGGCACUAUGUUGUAAGCAAGAUGAAAUAGACUAUUCGCAAGGACCUGAGCUGGGUCAUUUUCAUCUACAAAAGAUCAUUGGUAAAGGUGUAUUUGGCAAAGUCCGCAUCGUCCAACACAAGCGUACAAAGAAGAAAUACGCACUCAAAUACAUCAACAAAUCCAUCUGUAUAAAGCAAAAGGCGAUUGGAAACAUCAUACUAGAACGCAACAUACUGGAACGCAUUGAUUACCCUCUGAUAGCCAACCUCAGAUACGCCUUCCAAGACGAUGAAACCAUCUUCAUGGCACUUGAUCUCAUGCUGGGUGGUGAUUUACGAUUUCAACUAGACCAACAAUUUACAUUUCACGAACUCCAAGUGAGACACCAUGUUGCCUCUAUCGCUUUAUCUUUGGACUACUUGCACAGAAAACGAAUCGCUCAUCGAGAUGUCAAGCCAGAGAAUAUAUUGAUAGAUAAGAAGGGAUAUGCGCAUCUCAGUGAUUUCAACAUUGCGAUACAAUUUACAACAAGCCAGCCUCUGAGUUGGUCCAUAGCCGGCACCAUGGCUUACAUGGCUCCUGAAAUGCUGGCUCGUAAAGGCUAUUCCACAGCCGUAGAUUGGUGGAGUUUGGGUAUUGUUACCUAUGAGCUCUUAUUUGGCGUGCGUCCCUAUUUAGCCCCAUCAAAAGAAGCUUUGGCUCAUGCCAUCAUACAUGAGCCACUCAUGUUUCCUAAUCAUGUCUACGAUAGUGUAUCCAAAGAAUGUAUCGAUGUAAUCAGUGGUCUGCUGGACAAAUCACCAUUUCAAAGAUACGGUGGAUGCAAUACAGAUGGGUUCCAAGAAUUCAAGGCACAUCCUUGGUUUCGUGGUUUAGAUUGGGAUUUACUUGAACGUAAACAGCUGACCCCACCUAUUAGACCUGACAAAAACAACAAGCUGCGCAGCCUGAUAAAAGAUCAACAGCAGCGAUAUCAGGAUGAUGGCUUGAAAUCACAUAAACGAAUUUCACCUGUCAAAACACCAACGUUAGAUACAUUUAGUCCUGUCACUGAAGAAGCAAGAUUCCGAAUGCAGUUGGAAGACCAGUUUGCUGAUUUCGAUUUUACGCAGCAUCAAAUGGUAGAAGGAGGACAAGAUCCUUUCAGCCAAUUCUUUGAGCAAAGACGGAAUUCAUUGAGAAGACAAUAUGAUCGAUUCAAGCGUAGAUCACAAUGUAGUUACCAGGAUUUACCUAUAACUCCACCUUAUACUGAUUAA